CCUCCAGUCCUGAUGCCAUUCGCGAUCACUCGCAUCGUGGCUCCCGAGGCUCGUAGUCGGUACUACUGCGACGCGAUCCCGAGAAAUGGGGAACUUUGUAAAGUUCCUUUUCUUUCUAAACUUCGCUCUCGCGCUCUCCCAAUCCUGCCCGCCGAAAUGCCAGUGCGUUCGGAAUUCGGUUCGCUGCCUCCAUCAAGAUCUCCAGGCGAUCCCGAAGACACCGGACGACGCUCACACGCUAGACGUGCGUUUUAAUCGUAUAUACGAUAUCGCACCGGGCGUAUUCAGCCAUCUCCAUCGGCUACGGUCGCUCUUGCUAAACGACAACCAGUUGAGGGAGCUGCGAUCGGGCGCCUUCCACGGGUUGCGUCGCCUCAAAUACCUGUACCUCUACCGAAACCGCAUCCAGCAUAUCGAAUCUGAUGUAUUUCACGGCAUGGUGCAUUUAGAACAACUGUACCUACAUGUUAACGAGAUACACCAGAUUGAGCCCGAAACUUUCUCCAACCUGCCACGACUCGAACGAUUAUAUCUACACAACAAUAACUUAAAGACAAUCCCCCCUGGCUCAUUCCGGGGAAUGCCGAAACUCCACAAGCUUCGUUUGGACAGCAACGCCCUGGUCUGCGACUGUGCUAUGCUCUGGUUCGUUCGCAUGCUGGCUGAGCACGGCGACAUGAGCAUUGCUGCUACUUGUUACGAACCAGCUGCUGCUACGGGAACGUCCCUUGCAACUAUGAAAGAGAAAGACUUCCAUUGCCGACGCCCCGAGAUCGAAUCUGAUCCCGAAGAUGUGAUAGUUAAUUUUGGAGAAGACGCUAUGUUCACAUGUAGCGCUACUGGUGAACCGGAACCUGAGAUCGUUUGGUUCCGUGAUUCAACAGCUUUACCUGAUGAUAAAUCUCGAUACGAAGUCAUGGGUAAUGGCACACUGAUGGUUCAUAAAGCAGAUGAAAACGAUGUCGGUGUGUUCGAAUGUAGUGCAAAGAAUCCAGCCGGAGAAGUUCGGUCUAAGCCAGCCAGAAUGAUUGUUCAAAGUAAACCAGAUGAAAAUGGAUACCCAGUAUUUACGAUACUACCGCGAAAACUAGUUGUUAAAAUUAAUGCAGCUAGUGCGCGCUUUGAUUGCGUGGCUAAAGGGAAUCCAAAUCCGCAUAUCUCUUGGUACUUUAACGGCGAAAGAAUAUUACUAAGCGAACGAAUCUCCAUGCAACAUAACGGUUCUAUAAUUAUUGAGAAUAUACAACACGAGGACGCAGGAUUGUAUACUUGUCAAGCAGAGAAUAUCAAUGGAAAAGUUACGGCCUCCGUCAAUCUGGAAGUUAAAGUCGCUCCCGCGUUUCUUACUGUUCCGAAGGAUCAAACUAUUGCUCUUGGCGAUACUGCUCAAUUCAUGUGUACAGCCAGAGGAGUCCCUAAACCUAUUAUAACUUGGUAUAAAAACACCAUGGUCUUGCCUCCUAGUGAAAAUAUACUACUGCGUGAUGAAAAUCAAAACUUGACUAUAAUAGAAGCAACCGAAGAUGAUGCUGGCUUAUAUCACUGCAGGGCUGAAAAUUCUGAAGGUCUUACUGAAAUAUCAGCCAUUUUGAAAGUACAAAAUUUCCAAAUUGUUCCACCUAAAAUAGUGUUGCGUCCGGAAGAUACAGAUGCUUUCAAAGAAACUUCGGUACAAAUGCCCUGUGAAUAUGAAAGUGAUCCACCGGCUAAUGUUGAAUGGAGAAAAGAUGGAAAUCGAGUUACAUCAAAUGAAAGAAUAACAAUAGCUCUUAUUGGUAGUUUAAUUAUAAAUAAUGUCACACUUACAGAUGCCGGUCACUAUGAAUGUACUGUUUUUAAUGAAUAUGGCCGCGAUGCCGCUUCCUUAUUUUUAACUGUCAAAGACCAUAUACUACCAGGUGAUGAGUAUAUCAAUAUAGCCCUUACCGAGGCAACACGAGACGUGGAUCAAGCAAUUGCAAAAACUAUAGAGCAGUUAUUUAAUAACAAAAGUUCUGAUGUCAAUUAUCAUGAUCUUUACAGAAUGACCAGAUUUCCUAAUGCACCAGCAAGAGAAGUAGCACGGGCUGCGGAAAUUUAUGAGAGAGCUUUAGAUAAAGUACGGCAAUUUAUUCAAUCUGGUUUAACAGUUACAUCGGCUCAACCUUUUAACUAUGAAAACAUCUUAUCUCCACAACACUUAGAAGUAUUGGGUCAAUUGUCUGGUUGCGUGGCACACAGGGAAACCAAAGACUGUUCAGAUAUGUGUUAUCAUAGUAAAUACCGCAGCAUUGACGGUAGCUGCAAUAAUUUUGAUUACCCAACUUGGGGCACGUCUCUAACAGGUUUUCGAAGAAUACUUUUUCCCAUAUAUGAAAAUGGAUUCAGUCAGCCGACGGGGUGGAACAAGAAUAUAAAAUAUAACGGAUAUGCUUUACCAAGUGCAAGAUUAAUAUCUGUAUCUAUCAUAAGUACAACUGAGAUAUCAGAAGAUAUUGAGAUUACUCAUAUGACUAUGCAAUGGGGUCAGUGGCUGGAUCAUGAUUUAGAUCACGCCCUACCAUCUGUCAGUUCUCAAACCUGGGAUGGUGUUGAUUGCAAGAAGACUUGCGACUAUGCAGCUCCCUGUUUUCCAAUUGAUGUACCUGAAAAUGAUCCUCGAAUUACUAACCGCCGUUGCAUUGAUUUUGUCCGAACAAGUGCUGUCUGUGGUUCUGGCAUGACAUCAGUAGUUUUUGGUCGACUUCAACCGAGAGAACAGAUAAACCAGCUCACUUCUUUUAUUGACGCUUCUCAGGUCUAUGGCUUUGAAAAAUCAGUUGCCGAAGAUUUACGAGAUUUAACCAACGAGAAUGGGACUUUACGUGUUGGAGCGCAAUUUCCAGGGAAAAAACCUCUACUACCGACUACGGGCUUAAAUGGCAUGGAUUGCAGACGUAAUCUUGAAGAAAGCACUCGUAGCUGUUUCGUCGCGGGUGACAUUAGAGCCAAUGAACAGAUUGGACUUGCUGCAAUGCAUACGAUUUGGAUGCGAGAACACAAUAGAAUUGCUAAUAAGUUGAAAACCUUUAACCCUUUCUGGGAUGGUGAUAAAGUUUAUCAAGAAGCUAGAAAAAUUGUUGGAGCACAAAUGCAGGUUAUCACUUAUGUUCAUUGGUUACCGCUUAUCCUUGGCCCCGAAGGCUACUCUCAAUUAGGCGAAUACAAAGAAUACAAUCCAAAUAUUAACCCUUCUAUAUCUAACGUAUUUGCUACUGCUGCUUUGAGAUUUGGACACUCGAUAAUUAAUCCUGUUCUAAAUCGCUAUGAUGAAAACUUUGAACCGAUCCCACAAGGUCAUUUACUUUUACGUAACGCUUUCUUUUCUCCAUGGCGGUUGGUCGAUGAAGGUGGUGUUGACCCUUUACUUAGAGGAAUGUUCACAACACCUGCUAAACUGAAAACAUCUACACAGAAUCUUAACUCUGAACUGACCGAGAAGUUGUUCCAUACUGCUCAUGCCGUUGCUCUAGACUUAGCUGCAAUUAAUAUCCAAAGAGGUAGAGAUCAUGCUAUUCCACCUUAUACAAAAUGGCGACAGGUUUGCAACAUGACUGAAGUUAAUGAUUUUGAGGACUUAGCCCAUGAGAUUUCGGAUAAGAGCGUUAGAAACAAACUUAAGGAACUUUAUGGAUCUGUUCAUAAUAUUGAUGUUUGGGUUGGUGGUAUUCUAGAAGAUCAAGUAAAAGGCGGUAAAGUGGGACCACUGUUCCGUUGCCUCUUGAUAGAACAAUUUAGGCGUUUACGAGAUGGAGAUCGUUUUUGGUACGAGAAUCCUUCUACUUUCAAGCCUCAACAGUUAAAACAGAUUAAAAAAACAAACUUGGCUCGAGUUUUGUGCGAUAACGGUGAUAAUAUUGACACAAUCAACGAAAAUGUAUUUUUACUUCCUGAAGUACAAGAUGGGCUCAUUUCUUGUGAAGAUUUGCCAUCGAUUGAUUUACGUUACUGGAUGGAUUGUGAGUCGUGCGGCGAAGAUACUUACGAUACUAGAACCAAUCGUGUACGCAGAGAUCUAUCAAAUGACGUCGAUGCUCUAAUGGUUGAAGAAAAGCAUCGUAUAGAUGUACUGGAAGAUUUAAUAUACAAUGAAAUGACGAACACAAUUGAGCAGUUGAAGAAAAAAAUUUUACAUUUGGAGGAAAGUUGUCAGAGGGUUUAAAUAAAUACAACUUUUUAAAAUUGAUAAUAAUACUACGUUUGCUUGAAAAUUUAUCUAACUCGAUUAAGGUAUGAAAUACCUUCAAAUUGCAACUUAAUCUUGAUGUGUGUAUUAUAUUCAAUGUUAAAAAAAUACAAAAAUACAAAAAAAUGCAUAUAUAAACGAAAAAAUACAAAAAAAUAUAUACUUGUUUUGAAGUAAGUAACAAUUUAAGAAAAACUUAACGAAAAAUACUAGUAUUCCAAGAAAGAAAAAGUCAUCUCUAUAAUAUAGUCUCUAUAUACUUAAUAAGAACGUAAUAUAUUAUCUAACUUCUAAUUAAUGAUAACACUUCAAAAUAGCUUUAAGUCUUCUCUAUGUGGUCCAACUAAUUAAGAGUUGAUUUUGAUUCCAAACUAUCACUUAUAAAUAUAUUAUUUUUAACUAAAAUAUUUUUCGUUCUAUUUCGUAGUCAUACUGCCUACUACCUACAUUAUACAUAAUACAUUAUUUACGGCCCAGAUACUAUUUACUGUGUAUAUUAUCUAUAUAUAUCUUUUAAAUACAUACUACAUAUAUUAUUAAUCUAACCUGAAUCUAACAAACUUGUAUGCCUACGUCAUUCAAGUUUGUAUUAUGCCUACACCAUUAAAAUAAAAGUAAAUGAAAAAAAAAAGAAAAAAAAAUUGUUUUCUUUUGUAGUAGCGGAUCAGCACAUGUUAAUAUGCAUUUACAAGCUCAGUACAUACACACACACACAUUAUUAAAAAAUCUCGGUGUUAGGUGUCUAUACAUAAACCUAUUAUCUAGUCUUAACCGUAUUGUUAGAAAAGAUGAUAUAGACUUAAAUGAUUAGUAAGUAUAAAAAUAUAUCAUUAUAUUUUUUUGUAUUUGUUUCAUAAUGAUUAUUAUUUUUCUGAUUGAUUUAAUGUAUUUAUUGUUUAAUAUAAAAUAUAUCUGCAUGAUGUGCCAUUUACUUAUAAGUUUUUGAUAUGAAAGUCACUCGUUUAAGUCGAGUUUCACAGUAUUACUAACUUUAUUUGCAUUUUAUGUAUCGAUUCUUUUUUCAUAAGGCUCUUUACGCACUGCAUCCGAUUCGAAUGCAAGAAUUUUCGAUCCGAAAAGCCGCAGUAGGUAACUAUUUGAAGAGAGGUUACGCUACUAGAUUUGUAUUUUGCUUUCCGAAGCCGAGAAUAUCUCCAAUUAGUAGCAUUGUUCACGGACCAAAUGAACCACAAUAUUACAAGUACUUGUUUUUAACGCUUGCACACUGCGUCAGAUCCGAAUCCGAGCCGUCAUACGGUCGGCCAGUCUGAGCAAGACAACGCAAGCAAAUCCGGUAAAAUGGACAGAUUCGGAUCGGAUACAGUGCUUAUAGAGCCUAAGACAACAAUAUCGUAGGAGUGUUCGUAUAGGAAGAAAGGUUGAAAGGGUCCGUCCUAAAUUGAAUUUUGCGGGGUUUGUGACACGAAUUAAGAAUAAAUUUAGAAACGGUCAGUCUGAGUAUUUUUCGAGUUUUCAUAAUAUUAUAAUAUAAUAUGAAAGCUUAAAUUAACGCGAUUUUGAAUUGAAUUUACAUAAGUAUUGGCUACAUAAAAUAUAAUAAGAAUUUAAGGAAUUAGUGGUUAUAGAGGAACUAUAUUUAGUGGAUAUUACUGAGCAAUUCUUGAAUAUAAUAUGUAUUCUAGAACUCUAUACCUAACACUUGUUUACAAGUAGUUACGCUUUAAUGUACGUAAAACUUUUUAAUAUUA
Molecule: messenger RNA, 5913 nt
Organism: Maniola jurtina (meadow brown)
Lineage: Eukaryota; Metazoa; Arthropoda; Insecta; Lepidoptera; Nymphalidae
Product: peroxidasin-like
Exons: 7
Coding region: 86-4180 (1364 amino acids)
Biological process (GO): response to oxidative stress
Molecular function (GO): peroxidase activity; protein binding; heme binding
Source: RefSeq, a predicted model, not a curated record